AUGACUCUCCCCAGUUCUCAGCGCGAUGUUUUCGACGAGACCCAAACAGCCCAGCAAGAGGGCGAUAGCUUUUGGCGUGUCUUUCUGGACACUUGUGAGGAGGAGAUCAAGGACUGGCUCCAGACUAGUGCCAGCGCCAUGGGCAACGCGAUUGCUUACAGCAGUCUCUUCGCUGCCGCAGUGGCAACCUUUCUGAACGACCUCUAUCAAAACCUCAACGCGAACACGAAUUCGACAGAGACCACCGUAAACAUACUAUGGCUUCUUGCCCUCGUCUACUCCAUCAUAGCAGCCCUGCUGGCUUCAAUGGUGCAAGACUGGCUGGCUAGGGCGCUUAAAAGCAAUACCAGACCAAAGACACAGACGAUAGAAAGGUUUGCCCAAGCCAGACUGACAGCAUAUGCGAAGCUAUCGCACUAUCGGCUGGACUCCCUUGGAACCUUCAUCUUGGGGCUGAUGCAAGUUGCUGUGAUACUCUUUUUGAUUGGCUUGUGUCUCCGCAUCUACCUUCUCAAUAGUCUUGUUGGCAAAGUUCUUAUUGCAAACUGUGGAUUUGCAGGUUUACUCUUCAUUGUCGCCAGCAUUCUCCCAUUAUUCAACCCAGGAUCGCCUUAUACAUUGCCUAUCAGCCACGUGCUAACGGCUGUCGUAUAUGGUUUGGCAACCAUCAUGGCCUCUCUAUCGCUCUUUGGCAUCAUCAUCUGCAUCGCGAUAAGCAGCUGGGUGAAGGAACGACGUUUCCAUAUCCGCGAUCUUGAUCCCCGACCAAUUCAAGGUUGCUUUGAGGAUCCCACAGUGUCUGUGCAGAUUCUGCGCAUUCUAUGUGGUGCAGUCAUCCAUCGAAGAUCCUUUGAGGAGGUCAAGAAGAUGAUACAACACGUCAGCAAGCCCGCACACGCUGCCAGGUUCAUUUCGGGACGAAGACUGGCAUUUCUACUGGAGCGCAUGCAUGGAGUGCUGUUCAAAACUCCUGCAUACUUACGCUACGCAGCCCGACGCUGGCUUAACUUGGAACUUGAUGGUGUAUCUGACUUCCUGGUCAACAUUCGGGCUAAUAGAGCCAGUAUGAGGAGUGUCACAGAAGCCCUCCAGCACGAGGUCAACUCUGUACAUGCGGCAGAAGGCUCUAUACGCCUUCUCCAGUUGCUUGUAUUGGCAGAUACUGCCGUGGAUAACCUCACACAAGCUCACAGUAAUCAGGACGAACGGUGGAAGUACUUUCGAAUGAUCAUAGGCGUAUUGCCAGCGUUCGCAGCGUGUGUGGGCGAGCUGAACACCGACGCUUUGGAUCGUCGUGACAUCUCAUUACAUACCGCGAUUGCCAGCUUCCGUUGGGCACUUAUUGUGGCGAUGGGACACAUCGAGAGACGGGAUGGUGACCCAGCAGGAACUAAAGCUCGGGACAUCAUACGCACCAUAUUUGUCGAACUUGCCGCCGUUGAGGGUCUUAAGCUCCAAAGGGUUUCCUCCGAAGAUCACGAGAGCCUAGAUGAGCUCUUCGGGGAUGCUCGUGAUCCUCGCUUGGAACAGGCAGCGCGGCUCGAGCUGGCAGCUCGCAAUGCAUUCACCCUAUUGGUUGGUGUUGGUCAGUGCAACUGGGAACGGGGCGUUUGGCAGAAGCCCGAUGCACGAUAUAUACCCGAGGGCGGACUUGGUAUGUGGGACUGGCACCACCUUCUCGUGGAAACCGAACUACGACGUCGAUCAGCAUCGGAUGAGCUUCAAGAGUUCCUUACUCAGGAGCAUGUCAGGGACUUGGUGCGGGCGGGCUCAGACCCAAUCUUGUUUGCGACCCUGAAGCUUGAUCCAAUCGCGGUCGAUGCAGUGCGCAACCUUGCGAAAGUCGUCGACAUCCCGGGCACCACGAUGGAUCGUAGCGAUUCCCGUAUCGAAUUCCAGGAUAUUCCUCAGGUCGGGCCUACCGGCACAAGCAAAGUGUCAGUGGUUUAUGGUAUCCAAGAGGGUUCUGUCGAGGGUGGCACGGACGAAUCGGGUCCACUUAUACAUGCAGGCUCAUCUACGGCCGAUUAG
This is a messenger RNA of Peniophora sp. CBMAI 1063, 2031 nucleotides long. NCBI's taxonomy places the organism in Eukaryota, Fungi, Basidiomycota, Agaricomycetes, Russulales, Peniophoraceae. The record is from the annotation of a GenBank genome assembly.